Molecule: messenger RNA, 1323 nt
Organism: Colletotrichum acutatum
Lineage: Eukaryota; Fungi; Ascomycota; Sordariomycetes; Glomerellales; Glomerellaceae
Exons: 1
Coding region: 1-1323 (440 amino acids)
Source: RefSeq, a predicted model, not a curated record
AUGAGCCCUCCGAAAAUCCCUUCAGAGCAUGUGUACUGUAUCCAGACCGGAAAAAAACACCAUGAACUCUUCACUACGAUAUAUCUCGAGGCGAAUUAUUGUGGUCGAUGUGGCCUUGCCAACCCGUUCCGGUCUGAGCAUCGAGCCAGAUCCAGAACUCCAGCACUUCCGGGUCCGCACGAUGAAGUAGUGGAGGUUGAUGACUCCCCUCCUCGGCCAGUCAGGCCAGUCAGCCCAGCAAGCCAGCUGUUCCGUGACAAACCGAACCCCGUCUCGCUCAUCGGCUUUGGACGUCCGGCUCAGCUUCUGCCCAACGAAUUAUCCAUUUCCGGCGCGGUGCACACGCGAGCACGUGUCCAGCCCGCUGAGGCGUUAGGUGAUCCUCCGUUCAUGACAGUUGCAACAGCAGCUAGUCGGGCUAUUCAGAGUACAAAAGCCAGUACCAGAAAGCCAACAAGGCAGCGAACAGGAUAUCAGUGGGUACACAUCAGCCUCUUGCUUGUGAGCUUGGAAGUCAGAUACUUUAAUGGGCUGGCGGUCGAGGUUCCAGAGACGGUGCUGCCGCUCAAGGAUACGGUUAUCAAGUUCUCUUCGACAGACCUACUGACCUGGCCUUCGUUCACCGCGACCUUAUUCGACCAUCUACGUCCGCUUCCGUCCACGGUUGAUCCGACAAACAAGGAACUUUGGAGCAUUUCUUACGCUUCGAGCUUUUCUGGCAAGAAGAUCGUCACGGUCCCCAACAUAGACAAAUACCCAGGCCCGUCAGCAAUGCUGGCCCCUGGGCAUUUCGGCAACAACCAAGCAGGACAGUUAAAGGUGCUUCUCGUCCUUACAUCUACUGAUGUAAUCGAUAAGCAAGAAUCGGUGACGCCACUCAGGCCGGAGGAAUACCCAACGCCAGUCAAAGAAGAAAAGAAGCGGAGGGUCAAGCAAGAGAACACGAGCCCUGCGCCUCAGCGUCAGAAGCGGGUCAAGCACGAGGACAAAAGUAGCAGUGAGGGGAUCAGCGGAGGGACCGAUCCUAACAGACUAGUAUCAGCGGGUGUUAUAUCCAGCCCCAAGGUCCCCAUCUAUAACGGCUGCCGCCAGGAUUCAAUGGGUGAUGAGCGUGAGGAAAUCAUGGAGGAGAUAGUCGUAAGCGAAGACGUGGAAGACUUCUGUGGACUGAAAGAGCCGCUUGGACAAGUACCGCUUGAUAGAAUGGUCGGCCAUAGUGAGGCGAGAGGUCUGGUACACGAUGGAGACAACGCCGACGAAAAUGAAGAUGGGAAAACUGCCGUCACCAAGUUCGUAAGAAACCAGGUCUUAUCGAUAAAGUAA